AGGCCGGGAGCCGCUGACGCAAUGGGGGCCAGAAAAGCCCGGCGGGCCGCGAGCGGCUCCGACGGCGCGAGCAGCCGAGACGCGGAGGACCGAGACUCCCGCACGCAGAGGAAGCGCACAAGAUGGCAUCGGAGAGUGGGAAGCUAUGGGGCGGCCGGUUUGUGGGUGCUGUGGACCCCAUCAUGGAGAAGUUCAACUCGUCCAUUGCCUACGACCGGAACCUGUGGGAGGUGGACGUGCAGGGCAGCAAGGCCUACAGCCGGGGCCUGGAGAAGGCGGGGCUGCUCACCAAGGCCGAGAAGGACCGGAUUCACCAGGGCCUCGACAAGGUGGCUGAGGAGUGGGCCCAGGGCACCUUCAAACUCAACCCCAACGAUGAGGACAUCCACACGGCCAAUGAACGGCGUCUGAAGGAGCUCAUCGGUGAGACCGCGGGGAAGCUGCACACCGGCCGGAGUCGGAACGACCAGGUGGUCACAGACCUCCGGCUGUGGAUGCGGCAGGACUGCUCCAAGCUCGCAGGUCUCCUCCGGGACCUCAUCAAGAGCAUGGUGGACCGGGCAGAGGCGGAGCGAGACGUCCUCUUCCCGGGCUACACACACCUGCAGAGGGCCCAGCCCAUCCGCUGGAGCCACUGGAUCCUGAGCCACGCCGUGGCCCUGACCCGGGACCUGGAGCGGCUGCUGCAAGUGCAGAAGCGAGUCAACGUCCUGCCCCUGGGGAGCGGGGCCAUUGCAGGCAAUCCUCUGGGAGUGGACCGGGAGCUGCUCCGAACGGAGCUGAAUUUUGGAGCCAUGACUCUGAACAGCAUGGACGCCACCAGUGAGCGGGACUUUGUGGCCGAGUUCCUCUUCUGGGCCUCGCUGUGCGGGGUUCACCUCAGCAGGGUCGCCGAGGACCUUAUCCUCUACGGCACCAAGGAGUUCAGCUUCGUGCAGCUCUCCGACGCCUACAGCACCGGAAGCAGCCUGAUGCCCCAGAAGAAAAAUCCCGACAGCCUGGAGCUGAUCCGGAGCAAGGCGGGGCGCAUGUUUGGGCGGUGUGCCGGGCUCCUGAUGACACUCAAGGGACUUCCGAGCACUUACAACAAGGACUUACAGGAGGACAAGGAAGCCGUGUUUGAAGUGUCGGACACCAUGAGCGCCGUCCUGCAGGUGGCCACUGGCGUCAUCUCUUCACUGCAGAUCCACCGUGAGAACAUGGCGAAGGCCCUCAGUCCCGACAUGCUGGCCACUGACCUCGCCUACUAUCUGGUCCGCAAAGGGAUGCCGUUCCGCCAGGCCCACGAGGCCUCUGGGAAAGCUGUGUUCAUGGCUGAGACCAAGGGGGUCCCCCUCAACCAGCUGUCGCUGCAGGAGCUGCAGACCAUCAGCCCCCUGUUCGCAGGUGACGUGAGCCACGUGUGGGACUAUGGGCACAGCGUGGAGCAGUACACGGCCCUGGGGGGCACAGCGCGCUCCAGCGUCGACUGGCAGAUCGGCCAGGUGCGAGCACUGUUGCAGGCGUACCAGGUUUAGGCCUCCCCCAUGCCCACUCCCAAAUAAAGUGACCCAAGAAGA
This is a messenger RNA of Sorex araneus (European shrew), 1559 nucleotides long. It is a transcript of the gene ASL, whose product is annotated as argininosuccinate lyase. The coding region runs from base 123 to 1517 and encodes 464 amino acids. NCBI's taxonomy places the organism in Eukaryota, Metazoa, Chordata, Mammalia, Eulipotyphla, Soricidae. The record is from RefSeq and is a predicted model, not a curated record. The transcript has 17 exons. Gene Ontology annotation, molecular function: argininosuccinate lyase activity. Gene Ontology annotation, cellular component: cytosol.